This is a messenger RNA of Durusdinium trenchii, 3026 nucleotides long. Lineage: Eukaryota; Dinophyceae; Suessiales; Symbiodiniaceae. The record is from the annotation of a GenBank genome assembly.
CUGGAUUCCUUCGGAAGCGACUUAGCACAGAGGACAAGCACACCAUGGAGCGUUUAGCCAUGGUGACGUCCAUCGGAACAGCGGCACUCAUGGGAGUGCUCUAUGUUUAUGAGAACUUGGCGUACCUGAGACUUCUUCAUAGCCUUCCAACUGGUUUGAGUGCAGCUGCCGCAUUGCAGACAGAGAAUGCCUUUUACUAUUCCUACUUCCAGGAGUUAGUGGACGUAGAAUUCCUGGGUGAUGGCCUGCGCAAGAUCAUUUGGGAUGGGAGAACUGAAUGCCCCGACAUCCUGAAUGCGAUCCGCAGAUUCAACAUCUAUCAGGAGAUCCUGCUAGCCUUUGAAUAUCGAUGUCUGAGAAGCAUUGGAUUCCUUUUGCCGGAUCCUUUUCAUUUCUUCCGAUGGCAUGUGGUUGUCUUGAACGGAAUCGGCCAGGCAUUUCUAUGCCUCCUGGCGAUUGAAAUCUCUGGAAAUCCCUUUGCAAGCUUCUUGUGCUUCCUGAUUUCUUUUCUGAAUCGCUUUCAGACGAGUCGAUUGGGAAACUUUACGAGCUCUGACUUGCGGGAGCUUUGGGGCAUCCCAUUGCUUUGGAUCCAAACGUAUUUGAUUUGGCGGUUGCUCCUGGCACCACAGUCAAGAAGACUGUUGAUUAAGCUGACUCUGAUCGCGACAACGUUUGCUUUUAUUGUAUCCUGGCAAUUCAGUCCCUUCCUGCUCCUCUUGCAAGCGACAUCGCUGUACGCUGUAAAUAUAGUGGCUGGCUUUGACAGCAUUCGGCCGGUGGUCUUGGAGAUUCUGAAUGCAUACUGUAUCUCGAUGGGUUUGGCCGUGAUCGUUCACUUUGGAAGUCCGUAUUUGUUGACCUCGCCUUUCUUCUUUCAGCUUGUUGCCUUGAAGACAGCUACAUCUCUUUGCUUCUGUCACCGGCACUCGCGACACUUCUCGUGGAUUUCCUGGGUGCGCCGCAGGUUCUCACACGUCAUGGAAGGCCUGGUUGCAGUGAUUGUCUUCGUUUUGGUUCAGAAAGCCUUAGCGCCUUUUGCCACAGCCGACACACAUGUUUAUGAGAUCUUGUGCACCAAAGCGGCUGCCAUCAACGAUGUGCUACCGGCUAGCUGGCAUCUCCCUGCAAACAAACUGCCAUCUUGUGCAGAACCCAGUUUCAAUGCAAAUCUUUAUCUCAUCAUGGGCGUCUUCAAGUUGUUGGAGUGGUCUUCUGCCAAGGUCUACCUUGAAUCAACUGCCGCGCCGGCAGCAGCCUUUACCUGUCUCCUGGUGUUUACCCGCGCUGUGUAUAACAGCCUUCGCCCAGCUGAUCCAAAGGUCUCGAUCCAGAAGACUGCCGCACAGUCCAAAUCAGAGCAAGGAGCUGGAAGUGCACUUCGGCAGCGCAAGCCAGGGGAGGUCAAAGCAGAGAGCGGAUCCACACAAACGGUGGAAGACGUUAAGAUAUAUGGAGAAGAAGGGGAAGAUGCGGCCCUUCUUUUCUUUGUUGUGCAGUCUUUGCUUUUUCUACUCUUGGGUUGUUUGGUGAACCGCCUGCGCGUGGCCUUCGGCCCACCGAUGAUGGUUCUGGCUGCUGCCGUGUGGGGUCCGAAACUCUUCCCGCUCUUUUUAAGAAGGUGGUGCCCCAGAGCUUUGCUGGCGAUUCUUUUAUCCGGCUUUGUUGGCCACGUCUUCUGGCUAACUCAGAUGCUCCCGUGCAUUAGCUCGGACGAAGGCGUUUGCCAGCACAUGGCCGACAAGCUUUCCAAUGAUGGGGACUUGGUAGACUUGUACGACUGGUUCAACCGCGAGAGGUAUCACAACACCCCGGUGCUGGCCUCUAUGAAUCUGGCCGGAAGCAUGAGGGCAUUCACCAAUGUUCCAAUGAUCAUUCACCCGCAGUUCGAGUCGGAGAAUCUGCGAAAGCGAGUUCAGCGAGCCUACGAGCUUUACAACUGCGGCUCUGAAGAAUCCUUCGCCAAAACCAUGAAAGAGCUGCAGGCCCAGCUAGUUAUCUUCGAAUAUUCGCGCUGCUUCUUCACACCAUAUAAAUUGGACGACAAGAGAAAGAACUGCAACGCCAAGAAGCACCAGACGGAAGAUUUGAUGUGCAUGAAGCUCCAUGCACGAUCGCGUUUUUUCGAGCUGGUCUUCAUGAAUGGCAACUACGCGGUCUUUGCUCUGCGCAAACGACCGCUGGAGGGCUCUGCACCCAGAGCACCAGAGAUCCGAGCAUGGCUGGACGAAGAGAGCAACUGGAAGGACUACAUGAGACGCUGUGAGAGGAGGCAAGGGGCGAAGUGUGGCGCUCGAGUCAUGGAAGCAGCAGCUCAUUUUCAUCAUGGCCUCAAGAAGGCCAAGGCAGCGGCAGCCCUGAGAAAGUGGGCAUUGGAACUCUUCCCCAACGACGGGUGGGUGAAUUACUACCAAGCUCGCUUCCUGGAUGUUGAUGCAGAUAGGCCACAAGAGGCAAAGCGCUUCUAUGACACGGCCUUGAAGCUUUUGCCCAACAACCCCAAAGUCCUGACAGAGGUCAUUUUGUUCCACGACCUGGCCUUGCAGCAUCCGACCUUCUCGGCCUCUCUGGUGGAGCGGCGGUCGAGAGCGAGCGCUUCUAGUGAGGAAAAAUCCAUCCUGGAGAUGACGGGGCCAGGAGUUGGUCUUCUGAUGUGUGAAGCUGCUGUGGCAGCGAAGACGGGUGGACACACUGCGCUGAGCGAAAGGCUUUGGGCCCGGGCAAGGGAGCUAGCACCGCUUGGGCAGUGUGUGAAGAAUAACUGGCCAAUCAUCAAUGGCGAGAGCACGCCCGAGGAGAGCUCCUAUGACAAGCACUAUUCGCCAUGGACUAAGGUUUGGAUGGUCGCAGCUGGAAAAGUAAGCCUGGAGCUAGCGCCUCACCAUCAGGCAAAUGCACGUUUCCUUGUCGAUGAUGACAUGAUCUUAUGGCCCGCCCAAGCCAAACCUGGCCAUUGGAGCUGAGUGUAGAACGCGAAGGCAAAAGUGUGCCCCACCAGGCUGCAAAGAAGACAUAAUUCUAAGCCA